AAGUUGUUUACAUCGGAUACGGCCAAAUGGCCUGUGAAUUUAACGUCUAGACAAACUAAGCGAAUGAACGGGUAAAGUUCCUAGAUGCUUACAAAUAAAAUGUCUGCUAAAAAGAAAAAUACCAACAGGGAAAGGGUCGUUCAAGAUAUAGGUCACGGUGACCUUUUCCUCAUUGGUGGAAAUGCCUUUAACCUGCCACCUCGACCACCAGAUGUCCAAGAUUAUAGAGGACCGUUAUAUUAUCAUGACAGCCAUAUGGAAGGAAGGCCACUUUAUCAAAAGAAGGAGAUUGACAAAAACUUUCAAAUGAUGAAUAACAUUGACAGGAUUGGAAAUGAGUCUCAGAUGACUAAUUAUUCCACAGGUAUACCUGGGCAUGAACAUGAGAAGAGGGGUCUUUUUAAUCCAAAUAGCAGACCUCCUAGUGGUUUACAGAGUAGAGGUAAAGAGUCGAGGGCAGCAAGUUCUUUAAAUAAACCUUCUCCAGAUCUGUCUCGGCCGGACAGUUUUGCCAAAGGUCUCAUAAGUAGACCUUCUAGUGCACUGAGUCGACCAGGCAGUGCAUAUCGUCCUGUUUCAAGGGCAGGAACAUUACUAGAAUAUGAAAUGGAUCCAGAUCAUGAACCUAUAACUGAUGUUCUGUCACGACUGGAUGAUUAUUCUCAGAACUUUGUUGCGAAUUUACCAGUGGCAUAUACUGACUGCGAGUGCACUACAGAAGAGUUCAGGUCAUCAAGUCGGCAAGUUAGGGUCAAUCACGGUGACUCUGAUCAUUCAGAGUCUGAUGAUGAAGAUGCUGGUGUGACCAUGGAUGUUUUAUUGAAGACAUUUCAGCAGUUUGAAGAGAAGGGUCAUUCUAGCAGCCGACAAAAGGCAAUGAUGACACUUGUGAACAGUUACACCUCACUAGAUACCCUGUCAGACCAGCAGCUACAUAAGUAUACAGUACAUGGAAACCAGUUUCUGAGUGAAAGACGCCUGUCUCAAUUUUGA
Messenger RNA from Ruditapes philippinarum (Manila clam), 993 nucleotides. RefSeq lists its product as uncharacterized. NCBI's taxonomy places the organism in Eukaryota, Metazoa, Mollusca, Bivalvia, Venerida, Veneridae. Bases 85 to 993 code for a protein of 302 amino acids. The record is from RefSeq and is a predicted model, not a curated record. The transcript is spliced from 6 exons.